Molecule: messenger RNA, 258 nt
Organism: Staurois parvus
Lineage: Eukaryota; Metazoa; Chordata; Amphibia; Anura; Ranidae
Source: the annotation of a GenBank genome assembly
CAGGGGCAGACUGACCAUUUGGAAAUUCGGGCACUGCCCGAGGGCCCGGGGUCAGUAAGGGGCCCCAUGAGAUGCCCCUGGUACUUUUUUCAUAGGCUUUUUUUAGUUUGGGCAAGGACACAGGGGCCCCAUGAUCCCCUAUUGCCCGGGGGCCCCAUGAGUUGUCAGUCCGCCCCUGGUUGUGCCUCCUCAUCAGUGCUUCCUAUCAGUGCCCAUCAGUGCAGCCUAUCAGUGUCCAUCACUGCAGCCUCAUUAGCG